AUGCCACCGCCGCAGUCAUCGUCACCGAAGGAGGGCUGCGAAUCACAGAAGGCGGAGUGCGCACUGCGUGGUGAUGCCGCUGUAGCGGCCGUGCCUGUACGUCGUUUAAGUUCCUCAUCACUACGCAGAGCACAACCCACGGAGGCGGCAGAAACGACCGCACCUUCGACGUUGCAGGUCCUGAGGUCGCCUUCGCGACUUCUAGGUCAGAAGCGACAUGUGCCAGGAGCCCUUCAGCCACGCUGCGACGUGGACACGACGCCUGCAGUGGUUCGCGUUGGGGCUGCGCGCUCUGUGACUAACACAGGUUGGUUUUAUCCCUUACGCGCCCUGGAGCGGCAGCGCCAGACAGCGGCAGAUGCGUACAUCCCCUUCACCAUCGUUUCUGCGGAAGCCGAGUCUUCCCAGCGAGCGCGACUUGGGCUCACCACAAUCGCAGUGGACUCAGGUUGCUGUGGCGGCGGAGGCCCAGACACCCUCACCACUUUGCCGCUUCUACGCAGCGGUCCCGUAGGAACCUUGAAACUCUCGGGGGAGAGGCGUGUGCCGCCGCCCUCUGUCAGGCAGAAGCCAGGUGUGGAUGCGGUGGUACCCGGGCAGGACCGCUUCUUCACCGCUGAUCGCAUUCGCUGGACAUCCUUAGCCGCAACAGAACCACCGCCACACAAGUUCAGGAUUCAUGCGCAUCGAUCGCGACCGUGUCAAAGUGAUGGUUCUCGCUUCCCAGCGACGCCUAUCAACGGCUCGCGUCGCGGUUCUACUGCGUGCCCCUGUACUCGGGGUGAAGGGAUCGACACGCUGGCGGUGAACGUUGAUGCAGCAUUCCUAACGCAGAGUACUCCGGCACCGAUACCAUCGUUGCCGGCGCUACCGGGCGCCGCGAGCUCGGAGGCAUACGCCCACAGCAUCUCUGUGCAGUACGCGCGGCUCCAUCGUUUGAUCAGAGGCUACCGGGCCUCAGACCACCACGUCACUGUCGCUUCCCACGUGGCGUCUGGCGAGGCAGCAACGGUGUUGACACCAGAGAUGGCGACGAAUACCCUUUCCCCACGACCGCCCGCCACUACUAGCGCCGCUCGGUUAACAUUUCAGCCGUCUGUACAUUCACCACGGCGCUCUUCCGUCUCGCUCGCAGCACCACCCAACUUCCUUAUCACUACGCCCGGAGUGCAGCACGCAUGCCAUUCGACUGUGCAGGUAUGCAGACGGCCUUUCUUCGCCACGCUGACCCCCUCCACGUCUAGGGCUAUAGAAGCACCCCUGACCGGAGCACACAAAGCCUUUCCUCAGUUUCUAACCGAUCAAGAACAGCCGCAACCACACGGCGUCUGUCCCAGCACUAACUCUCAACGCCCCAUCAUCAGACCUUUUGCGCCUACCGACGCCUCUCGCGGUACACCCCACUACACCCGCAAUGCCAGGGCCCACUUUCAGCGAAACUGUGCCUCCACCCGAAAUAGGCACCACCAUACCCUCUUUCAGCGCGAGCAGCACCAACGUACCCACAUCGCCGCGAGUGCCUCCCACGCUAUCAACACCCUACACGGCCUGCACAUCCGCUACCGCCAGUACGUAGAAUCACGUCUUACUCCCUGCACAGAACCACCCGCAAUAGCCUCACAACGCCAAGCGCAGCAGCCCUUUGCCUCUCUCGAUUCUCCCCACGUCAGCCAUAACGUACCACAGCGCCACAACACAAACCCUCACAUCCCCACUUCGUUUACACAGCAAACCCUAUACAGUGCAGUGCACACCGCCGCCGAGGAGGCCGCUGCGCCGGAGGCUCUGGUGCUACUGGAGGAGACUUCGUGCACCGCUGCCGAGGAGGCCGCUGCGCCGGAGGCUCUGGUGCUGCUGGAGGAGACUUCGUGCACCGCUGCCGAGGAGGCCGCUGCGCCGGAGGCUCUGGUGGUGCUGGAGGAGACUUCGUGCACCGCUGCCGAGGAGGCCGCUGCGCCGGAGGCUCUGGUGGUGCUGGAGGAGACUUCGUGCAGCGCUGCCGAGGAGGCCGCUGCGCCGGAGGCUCUGGUGGUGCUGGAGGAGACUUCGUGCAGCGCUGCCGAGGAGGCCGCUGCGCCGGAGGCUCUGGUGGUGCUGGAGGAGACUUCGUGCAGCGCUGCCGAGGAGGCCGCUGCGCCGGAGGCUCUGGUGCUACUGGAGGAGACUUCGUGCACCGCUGCCGAGGAGGCCGCUGCGCCGGAGGCUCUGGUGCUACUGGAGGAGACUUCGUGCACCGCUGCCGAGGAGGCCGCUGCGCCGGAGGCUCUGGUGCUGCUGGAGGAGACUUCGUGCACCGCUGCCGAGGAGGCCGCUGCGCCGGAGGCUCUGGUGCUGCUGGAGGAGACUUCGUGCAGCGCUGCCGAGGAGGCCGCUGCGCCGGAGGCUCUGGUGGUGCUGGAGGAGACUUCGUGCACCGCUGCCGAGGAGGCCGCUGCGCCGGAGGCUCUGGUGGUGCUGGAGGAGACUUCGUGCAGCGCUGCCGAGGAGGCCGCUGCGCCGGAGGCUCUGGUGCUGCUGGAGGAGACUUCGUGCAGCGCUGCCGAGGAGGCCGCUGCGCCGGAGGCUCUGGUGGUGCUGGAGGAGACUUCGUGCAGCGCUGCCGAGGAGGCCGCUGCGCCGGAGGCUCUGGUGCUGCUGGAGGAGACUUCGUGCACCGCUGCCGAGGAGGCCGCUGCGCCGGAGGCUCUGGUGGUGCUGGAGGAGACUUCGUGCACCGCUGCCGAGGAGGCCGCUGCGCCGGAGGCUCUGGUGCUGCUGGAGGAGACUUCGUGCAGCGCUGCCGAGGAGGCCGCUGCGCCGGAGGCUCUGGUGGUGCUGGAGGAGACUUCGUGCAGCGCUGCCGAGGAGGCCGCUGCGCCGGAGGCUCUGGUGGUGCUGGAGGAGACUUCGUGCACCGCUGCCGAGGAGGCCGCUGCGCCGGAGGCUCUGGUGGUGCUGGAGGAGACUUCGUGCAGCGCUGCCGAGGAGGCCGCUGCGCCGGAGGCUCUGGUGCUGCUGGAGGAGACUUCGUGCAGCGCUGCCGAGGAGGCCGCUGCGCCGGAGGCUCUGGUGGUGCUGGAGGAGACUUCGUGCAGCGCUGCCGAGGAGGCCGCUGCGCCGGAGGCUCUGGUGCUGCUGGAGGAGACUUCGUGCAGCGCUGCCGAGGAGGCCGCUGCGCCGGAGGCUCUGGUGGUGCUGGAGGAGACUUCGUGCAGCGCUGCCGAGGAGGCCGCUGCGCCGGAGGCUCUGGUGGUGCUGGAGGAGACUUCGUGCAGCGCUGCCGAGGAGGCCGCUGCGCCGGAGGCUCUGGUGCUGCUGGAGGAGACUUCGUGCACCGCUGCCGAGGAGGCCGCUGCGCCGGAGGCUCUGGUGGUGCUGGAGGAGACUUCGUGCACCGCUGCCGAGGAGGCCGCUGCGCCGGAGGCUCUGGUGGUGCUGGAGGAGACUUCGUGCAGCGCUGCCGAGGAGGCCGCUGCGCCGGAGGCUCUGGUGGUGCUGGAGGAGACUUCGUGCACCGCUGCCGAGGAGGCCGCUGCGCCGGAGGCUCUGGUGGUGCUGGAGGAGACUUCGUGCACCGCUGCCGAGGAGGCCGCUGCGCCGGAGGCUCUGGUGGUGCUGGAGGAGACUUCGUGCACCGCUGCCGAGGAGGCCGCUGCGCCGGAGGCUCUGGUGCUGCUGGAGGAGACUUCGUGCAGCGCUGCCGAGGAGGCCGCUGCGCCGGAGGCUCUGGUGCUGCUGGAGGAGACUUCGUGCAGCGCUGCCGAGGAGGCCGCUGCGCCGGAGGCUCUGGUGCUGCUGGAGGAGACUUCGUGCAGCGCUGCCGAGGAGGCCGCUGCGCCGGAGGCUCUGGUGGUGCUGGAGGAGACUUCGUGCACCGCUGCCGAGGAGGCCGCUGCGCCGGAGGCUCUGGUGCUGCUGGAGGAGACUUCGUGCACCGCUGCCGAGGAGGCCGCUGCGCCGGAGGCUCUGGUGGUGCUGGAGGAGACUUCGUGCAGCGCUGCCGAGGAGGCCGCUGCGCCGGAGGCUCUGGUGGUGCUGGAGGAGACUUCGUGCAGCGCUGCCGAGGAGGCCGCUGCGCCGGAGGCUCUGGUGCUACUGGAGGAGACUUCGUGCACCGCUGCCGAGGAGGCCGCUGCGCCGGAGGCUCUGGUGCUACUGGAGGAGACUUCGUGCACCGCUGCCGAGGAGGCCGCUGCGCCGGAGGCUCUGGUGCUGCUGGAGGAGACUUCGUGCACCGCUGCCGAGGAGGCCGCUGCGCCGGAGGCUCUGGUGGUGCUGGAGGAGACUUCGUGCAGCGCUGCCGAGGAGGCCGCUGCGCCGGAGGCUCUGGUGCUGCUGGAGGAGACUUCGUGCAGCGCUGCCGAGGAGGCCGCUGCGCCGGAGGCUCUGGUGCUGCUGGAGGAGACUUCGUGCACCGCCGCCGAGGAGGCCGCUGCGCCGGAGGCUCUGGUGGUGCUGGAGGAGACUUCGUGCAGCGCUGCCGAGGAGGCUGCAGUGGCGGGGGCGUAUGAAACUGGUGAUGUGGAGAGCUGUAAUUUGGGAGGGAGUGUUAACGGCGUGUGUGAUAAAUUUUGUGAGAGGAGCGUAUGGGGAGGUGGUUUUUCUGUUGGAUGGAGUUGUAGAGGUGAAGAAGAGCCCGGGGUCAUUUUGUGUAGCUAUCGUUGUGGUGUUCCUGAGGUGGUGGUGGAUGCGGUUGGGAGGGUGGUGAGUGUGUGUGCUGUAUUUCCUGACUUUUCGCUGAGCGUGUGUGGCGAAGAAAGGGGUGUUGGGGCGGUAUUUAGCGAGUUUUGUGGCAUCCGUCGCGGUGUGGUUGUAGACAGUGAGCAUGUUUUGAGAGGACCUGGCUGGUCUGGGUACUUACUCGCAUAUGCCUCACAAUUGCGCGAAUUGGUCAUUGCGGAUGUUUGCGCCACGCUGGACUGCGCUGCGGUGUGUGUUCGGAAUGUGCACAUGUACGCGUGCGCUGCUGGAGUAGCGACGCGUGACGAUGACGGUGUAGCUCAGCAAAGCGAGGAUGAUGUAUUGCGCAUAACAGUGGACGUUAUUCAGGAGGCGACGUCGGCACUGCAUCCGCUCGGCGGGGUGCGGCCUGUGAUUGACGGCUGCCGAUUUCCGUAUCUUCAACAAUGGCGGCGUAGUCGUGAUGAGUGGCGGCUCAGCGGUGACGGAGUGCUGUAUGACGCAGGGUCGUCGAAUUCGGCUGUUACGAUGCUCUUCGGCAGCAUGAAAGGCGACGCGAGUGAUGCUGGAGAGCGUGGGGUAGUAUUGCCGUUGUGGGCGUACUCUGUCAGAGACGCGGCGCCGAUUUCCUCGCGGCCUUCUAUGGUGGUGCGAUCUCGACUUGCGUUCUCGCGAGUGGCCGACUUGCCGGAGGGGCGAAACAGCAACGCAUGCAGCUUUGAUUUGAACUGGAAUGUUCACCAUGACAGAGUUCUGGCCGAUCCCGAAAAGCGUGAUUCAGCCGACGGGUUGAUGGAAUCGGAUCUGCUGCAAGAAGUCCGCAUGUGUCAACUCACCGCUUCAAUGCAGGGCGCAUCACGACUAUCACCAAUGCAGCCCUCGCGAUCGACGGCCUUGCAGAUGGCAACACCGUUCGUCACUGAGGAGAUCAUGGUGCAGGAAAAUGGAAGGGCGCACGGCUUGUUAGCUUCUCGUUCCUCUGCUACCCCGCUCAUGGCGUCCACAGAGACGCUCAGGAUGGUGUCGCGGCACACUGAGAUGGCGGUCUCGCCGAAAGAGGCGUGGCCCGAGACGAAGCGGAAGGGAUUCCUCUUUUGGAAGCGCAAGCAGAAGUGA
This is a messenger RNA of Leishmania braziliensis MHOM/BR/75/M2904, 5775 nucleotides long. RefSeq lists its product as hypothetical. The record is from RefSeq and is a predicted model, not a curated record. The transcript has a single exon. The coding region runs from base 1 to 5775 and encodes 1924 amino acids. NCBI's taxonomy places the organism in Eukaryota, Euglenozoa, Kinetoplastea, Trypanosomatida, Trypanosomatidae.